AUGUCAAAUGGUAUUUUGACGUCUAGGUUGAUGGAAGAACGUAGACUAUGGAGAAAAGAUCAUCCUUAUGGAUUUUAUGCUCGACCUCAAAAGAAUAAAGAUGGUACAUUAAAUAUACGUAUUUGGGACGUUGGAAUACCUGGCUUAAAAGGUACACCUUGGGAAAAUGGACUCUAUAAACUUACAAUUACAUUUUCUGAAGAUUAUCCCACAAAACCCCCUAAAUGUAAGUUUAACCCGCCUUUAUUCCAUCCCAAUAUUUAUCCUUCUGGAACAGUUUGUCUAUCUAUUUUAAAUGAGGAAGAAGGUUGGAAACCUAGUAUUACCGUUAAACAGAUUGUACUUGGUAUUCAACAUCUUUUGAAUGAACCUAAUCCGGCAAGUCCCGCUCAAGCAAAAGCUUAUGAAUUAUACACAAAAGAUAAGGUAGAAUAUUUGAAACAAAUCAAGCUACAAGCUAGAGAAAAUUAUAUAAGGUAG
Messenger RNA from Funneliformis geosporum, 480 nucleotides. The record is from the annotation of a GenBank genome assembly. Lineage: Eukaryota; Fungi; Glomeromycota; Glomeromycetes; Glomerales; Glomeraceae.